UAUUAUAACAUCGAAAUAAAUAGAUUUUAAAAUGUCUUCGCCGUUGGAAAACUUGGAAACUCAAUUAGAAAUGUUCAUUGAGAACGUCCGUCAAAUACGUAUCAUUGUCAGCGACUUUCAGCCGCAAGGCCAGAGCGUCUUAAACCAAAAGAUUCAGUCACUCGUAACUGGCCUUCAGGAAGUCGACAAGCUGAAAUCUCAAGUUCAAGAUAUCCAUGUUCCUACAGAAGUGUUUGACUACAUAGACCAGGGCCGCAACCCACAGCUCUACACCAAAGACUGCAUUGACAAGGCCCUGGCCAAGAACGAGGAAGUGAAAGGCAAGAUUGACUCCUACAAGCGAUUCAAGAGCCAUCUCCUUGGUGAACUCGGAAAGACCUUCCCUAAUGAAAUAGCUAAAUAUAAAGCUAUUAGGGGUGGUGAAUAAGUUCGAGAUCUUCUGGAAUUCUUUUACCUUUAUAUUGUAGUUUACAGCCAAAAGGUACUUAGUUGGUUGUCAAUAAGGCAAAUUAAAGAGGGAUUAUUAUUACUGAC
Molecule: messenger RNA, 534 nt
Organism: Cydia amplana
Lineage: Eukaryota; Metazoa; Arthropoda; Insecta; Lepidoptera; Tortricidae
Gene: MED10
Product: mediator of RNA polymerase II transcription subunit 10
Exons: 3
Coding region: 32-427 (131 amino acids)
Biological process (GO): positive regulation of transcription by RNA polymerase II
Cellular component (GO): mediator complex
Molecular function (GO): transcription coregulator activity
Source: RefSeq, a predicted model, not a curated record